AUGAUGAUGGUGCAGAUCUAUGAGGAUGAUAUCAUCUUUGGAGGAACUUCAGAGAAGCUGGUGCAAAACUUCGUGAAGAGUAUGACAAAGGAGUUUAAGAUGAGCAUGGUGGGAGAAUUGAAGUACUUUCUUGGACUUCAAGUAAAUCAGACUGAGGAAGGUAUCUUUAUCUCUCAAAGUACUUAUGCUAAGAAUCUGCUGGUGAAGUUUGGUCUUGAAAAGUGCAAGGAGGCAAGAACACCAAUGAGCACAACCACUAAGAUUGGAAAGGAUGAACAUGGAGAAGAUGUUGAUGUGAAGCUAUACAGAGGAAUGAUUGGAAGCUUGCUUUACCUUACAGCAAGUCGGCCUGACUUAUGCUUCAGCGUCGGAUGUGCAGAUGAUCGGAAAAGUACAAGUGGAGGUUGUUUCUUCCUUGGGAACAAUCUAAUUGCUUGGCUUAGUAAGAAGCAGAAUUCUGUGUCACUAUCUACUGCAGAGGCUGAGUACAUUGCAUUGGGAAGCUGCUGCACACAGCUUAUAUGGAUGAGACAGAUGUCAGCCGAUUAUGGGAUGGAGUCUGGACCCUUCUUGGUCUACUGUGACAACAAAAGCGCCAUUGACAUAUCAAAGAAUCCGGUGCAGCACUCAAGGACUAAGCACAUUGACAUAAGACACCACUUUGUUCGUGAAUUGGUGGAAGAAAAACAGGGGCUGAUACAGGCACUGGCUCGGGGUGUAUAUAACAAGUUCAGAUUUUGUUUGGAGUCAAAGGGUGCCAAUGAGGAUCAGCUACUUUGUCAUGCCGUCAUGUCACCUCAACAUAAGAAAAGUGAAAACCGUCAGAUCUACAAGCCAGCAAUCUCCAAGCACUGCCGUCGCCUGACGAAGCGACUGAAGUAG
This is a messenger RNA of Microthlaspi erraticum, 882 nucleotides long. NCBI's taxonomy places the organism in Eukaryota, Viridiplantae, Streptophyta, Magnoliopsida, Brassicales, Brassicaceae. The record is from the annotation of a GenBank genome assembly.